Rosa rugosa (rugosa rose) is the source of this 1889-nucleotide messenger RNA. RefSeq names its product meiotic recombination protein DMC1 homolog. Bases 587 to 1600 code for a protein of 337 amino acids. The transcript is spliced from 15 exons. NCBI's taxonomy places the organism in Eukaryota, Viridiplantae, Streptophyta, Magnoliopsida, Rosales, Rosaceae. Gene Ontology annotation, biological process: DNA repair; DNA recombinase assembly; DNA strand invasion. The record is from RefSeq and is a predicted model, not a curated record. Gene Ontology annotation, molecular function: double-stranded DNA binding; DNA strand exchange activity; ATP binding. Gene Ontology annotation, cellular component: condensed nuclear chromosome; nucleus.
AAAAAAGCAUAACACACCUGCGCCUUCGUCUUCGACCUCAUCGAGAAAACAAAUUGAGCUUGUCCGCUGAAGAAGAAAAACUAGGAGCUCGAUAAUUCAAGAGGGGAUCAAACUUGGCCUCCUUGAUGAAAUCGCCUCUUCUCAUAUUCGGAUUGGGCAGCGAGGAUGAGAUUCUGUAAGAGGGAAUCGAUUUCUCGUCCAAGGACCUGGACGACGUUGUUUUCCGAUCAAUAACGGUCUCGCAGUCCUAACCCAAGAUAUUACAGUGUGGCGUUGUGUGGGUGUGUGCACAUGUUUGGAUCUGUAACAUAUGUUAACCAAAAUAACCUGAACCUAUGUAUUAUUCUUCUGCUUAAGUUUGGUCUCCGAGACAAUACCGGAUCAUCAAGACUAUAUAAAGGCUGAUCGAAGAGAAAGAUCCUCUCAGAAGGAAGUGAAAAAGAGACACGAAUAAAAUUUUUACUUGAAGAGGCACAUGAUUGGAAGCUUACCACUCCAUGCAAGCCAAUACCACAGGCGCGUCCUGCAAUUAACCGGCCAACUGCAUCACCAGUUGAAGAAGAUUUAGAGCUGGUCAAGGCUAUUGAUGCCUCCAUCCAGUCUGCUUUGCAGGAGAGGCCGCCCUUGUCUGAUGCACUCCGAAUCCGUGAAACAAAUGCAUCAAGUAGUUCGAGUACGUAUCUCCAUGUAUAGUGGAGACUUGUCACAGUGUGAAAGUGUCCCAGGAGGGGAUUUAGAUUCACAUGCAGAGAUCCAUAACUUGACCGGAAUUAAAGGUUUAUCUGAGGCCAAAGUUGAUAAGAUUUGUGAAGCUGCUGAGAAAAUAGUGAACUUUGGAUAUAUUACUGGGAGUGAUGCUAUAACCAGAAGGAAGUCCGUGAUUCGCAUAACAACUGGGAGCCAAGCACUAGAUGAACUUUUAGGCGGUGGGGUUGAAACUCUAGCGAUCACAGAAGCCUUUCGGGAAUUUAGGUCUGGGAAAACACAGCUUGCACACACACUCUGCGUAACUACACAGCUUCCCACUAACAUGCAUGGAGGGAAUGGAAAGGUUGCUUACAUUGAUACUGAGGGAACAUUCCGGCCAGAACGAAUUAUACCUAUAGCUGAAAGAUUUGGCUUGGACCCAGGAGCUGUUCUCGACAAUAUCGUUUAUGCUCGUGCUUUUACAUAUGAGCAUCAGUAUAAUCUGCUUCUUGGUCUAGCUGCAAAAAUGGCUGAAGAGCCAUUCAGACUUCUGAUUGUGGACUCGGUGAUUGCUCUAUUUCAUGUUGAUUUUACUGGGAGAGGAGAGCUUGCAGAUCGCCAGCAAAAACUUGCACAGAUGCUUUCCCGAUUAAUAAAGAUUGCUGAGGAAUUCAAUGUCGCUGUCUAUAUGACCAACCAAGUGAUAGCUGACCCCGGUGGUGGAGUGUUCAUAUCUGAUCCAAAGAAACCAGCAGGAGGUCAUGUGCUCGCCCAUGCAGCAACCAUAAGGCUCAUGUUUAGAAAAGGCAAAGGGGAACAGCAUGUCUGCAAGGUGUUUGAUGCCCCAAACCUGCCUGAGGCUGAAGCAGUUUUCCAGAUAACUGCAGGAGGCAUUGCAGAUGCAAAGGACUGAAGUGCAACGCCUUUCUAUGACACAAGAAACAAGAAAAUACUGUAAUAUUUUAAUUUCCUGCUAUUUAUAGUCAUAGUUGGUACAAAGUGGCAGUGAUAUGCAGAAAGGAGAGGCGUGGUAUAGAGUGGUAAUGAUAAGCGUAAACAUAAUGCACUAGCAACUUAUGCUAGAAGAUGAAUGACUUCAGUAUUGAAUGUUUGAGCAAGGUUACUUUACCUGAGUGCUUUUCUUGUGUGCAAAAGCAUCUAGUACGCUUAAAGUGUUUUUGUUAUACAGUACUUUUGAUUUA